AUGUCGACGGCUGUGGAAGCAACGGGGUUCAUCAUGUGCGUCAUCAGCUUUCUGGUCACCGGAGCAUCGCUGGUCAACGACUACUGGAAGAUCUCCACCGCGUACGGCAGCCUCAACAUCGCUUUGAGGCAUUUUGAGAACUUGUGGCACUCUUGCACCGAGGACAACACCGGCAUCGCCGAGUGUCGGGACUUCGAGUCUCUGCUCGCCCUCCCCGCUCACGUUCAGGGCUGUCGCGCUCUCAUGAUCAUCUCGCUGCUGCUCGGCCUCGCCUGCAUGGUCGUGUCGCUGCUCGGACUCAAGUGCAUCAAGAUCGGUUCGUCCACCGACCAGUCCAAGGCCAAGAUCGCCGUCACUGGAGGCAUCCUGAGCAUCCUCAGCGGUCUGUGCCCCCUGAUAGCUUGUUCUUGGUAUGCAUUCCGAGUGGUUCAAGAAUUCAAUGACCCAUUCUACGGUGGAGAAAAGUUCGAACUGGGUACUGGUCUGUACAUUGGAUGGGCUGGAGCCGCGCUGGCCAUACUGGGAGGAGCUUUUCUCUGCAGUGCGUGUAAGAGAGCGUCACCCGGUGGCAAGAGAGGUGGCUACUAUGGAGGCGAACCAAAGAAAGUCUACAAGGCAGCCACUACAGAGUCAGACGCCAGAGCUUACGUCUAAACUCACACAUCUGCACUGUCGUCAUCAGAAUGUUUUACAGACUCGCUUUUCUUUUUUUGGAGGCUCAAACUCUGACUUCGUCUUGAUUUACCACAACUGUAAUGUUAAGAUAAACACCCUUUUCUGCAUCCUCAGACUGCUGUCUUAGACGAAGUCUGGGCCUGACACCGUUUUUCUGUCAUUUGUCUUAUUUGUUUUUGAAGAGUUUGAGGUGAAAUCUGAAAUCCUACGAAUCUAUCAGGUAGAUUGCUGUUAAUGAUUGUUUUAAUCCUGUUUGGAGUUUAUUUUUACCUGAAUAAAGUUUGUAUUACAAAAUAAAACGAGCUGUUAUGGUUGUUUUUUUUUUUUUUUACAGCAUCCACGUUGUGAUGCUCAAAUUAAAUGUAAGUGUUGUAAUAAUUGUGCUCAUGAAUUGUUAUUAUUGAACAAAACAAUGAUGCAAACCUUGGAUAAGAUACAAUACACCAUAUACAGAAUACGUACAGUACUAUAUUCAUAGCAAAGCCUAAAAUCCAUCCAGUCACUUUGCAGCUCUUUUUGUGAGUCACCUUGUUGUUGUUGUCGGUCUCUCAGGUCUUUAUAGAUGUGUUGUUUUUUUUGUUUUGU
Stegastes partitus (bicolor damselfish) is the source of this 1260-nucleotide messenger RNA. RefSeq names its product claudin 15-like a (gene cldn15la). The transcript has 5 exons. Gene Ontology annotation, molecular function: structural molecule activity. The coding region runs from base 1 to 654 and encodes 217 amino acids. Lineage: Eukaryota; Metazoa; Chordata; Actinopteri; Pomacentridae. The record is from RefSeq and is a predicted model, not a curated record. Gene Ontology annotation, cellular component: bicellular tight junction; membrane.